GAAAGAAUUUGAUCUUGUUUGUUUUUGCAAAAAAAAUUAAACAGUUAUUGCACUUUAUAAAAAUAAAAAGUUUCCUAACGAUUUUGUUCUGUUUUAUUCUUAUCUUCUUGCUUUUUAAUAUAUUAAAAAAAACUAUUUAACUUCCCACUGACAAUAUAAAACAAUAUUACAAGAAAACGUUUUCACAAUGGACGAAGAUUCACAAAUGUCACCAACAACACCAUCACCAUCACCACCACCACUACCACCAACUAAUCCACCUCUACCGACUUCUCCACCUGUACCAAUCACACCACCCCUACCACCAAUAUCGCCAUUCCAUGAAUUAUUCACAUUCGAAUGCCAAAAACGUCCCACAAAUAUUUGCAAAAAACUGCAAUCUUUUUAUCAAAAAGAUGAUUUCAUCGAUGUCAUUCUCAUUGCUGGCAAUGAUGAUGAUAAUUCCAUUAAUAUUCGAGCUCAUAAAAUCAUCCUCUCCGCAAUGAGUGAGUAUUUUUUCGAACAAUUUCGAAACUAUCCCAAAUCCAACAAUUCGAAAAUUAUCGAAUUGAAAUUAGAACAAAUCGAAUCGUCUACUCUCAAAUUAAUAAUCGAUUUUAUGUACUCUGGUACAAUUAAAUUAAAAAUCGAACAAAUCGAAACAAUUAUCCGCAGUGCAGUCUUUUUAAAAAUGACAGACUUACUCAACGGAUGUUGUGAUUUUAUUGACAAAAAUCUCAAAAGCUCCGAUUGCUUACAUUGGCUACGUUUAGCCAAAGAACUCAACUUAAUUGGGCUCAAAGAAAAGUCUUCCAAUUUUAUUUAUGCCAACUUUGUUGAGGUAAUUAAGCAAUCACAAUUUUUGCUACUCAAAAAAGUCGAACUUCAAGAAGUUCUUUUUAAUGAAAAUCCCCAUGGACACUUGGAAGAGCAAGUGUUUCAAGGUUUGGUGGCAUGGAUAAGCCACAAAAGAGAUAAUAGACAACAUUUUCUCUCCGAAUUACUGUCAAUGGUUCGUUAUCAGUUUUUAACUCCAAAAUUUAUCAUUGAAAAUAGAUCGUCUGUUUGUAAAACAGUUGACGAUUGUGAAUUGCUACAUCGUUGGUUACAAUAUCAUUUAUCGCCAGAAUCACGAACAAUUGAACAGCAAAAUUUCACACUGCCAAUUAAAAUCAAGAAAGAAAUUGAUAAAAUUGGAGUAAUUUACUUAAAUGAUAAAAUGGAAGUUGAAAUGCGAUACUAUAAUCAAUCGUUGGAAACUUGGACUUUUGAAAAACGAUCAUUGCCACUUUGUCGCCAUAAAUGGCAAUAUUCGAUGAUUGUUAUGUUGGGGAAAUUAUUUAUUGUUGGAGGUAUAACGAAUAAGAUGACAACCAAUACUGUUGAAUGUUUGGACUUGAAGACAUUCAAGUGGGCGAUGUUGCCUCAGAUGAGAGUUGCAAGGUGUAAUAGUCAGUUGGCCAAUUUGAAUGGAAAUUUGUGUGUGUUUGGAGGAUUUGGAGAUGCUGAAGGUAGAAUCUUUGUUGAUUCAUUGGAAUUUUUAAAUUUCCAAACAAUGAAAUGGAAUGAUCUACAGCCACUAUCCAAGCCUAGCACACGAAGUAAAAUAAUUGGACAUCAUGGAAUUUUAUAUAUUUUAGAUGUUUAUUAUGGAUUGUUGCAAUGUUUUGAUGUCGCUGCUAAUCAAUGGACUUCACAGGAUCAACCAAUCGAUGAGAAUACAUGGGAUUUUCUUAUUGCUCCUGCUGAUAAUUAUCUAUAUGCGAUAUUUAAUGAUAUGGAGGGAUGUUCAGUUAUUAAACGUUACGAUUUAUCCAGUCACACUUGGUCGAAGCUGACAGAAACUUCAGAAUUGUCAUUGGUGAAGACGGUCACAGUUAUAAAAAAUAAAAUUUUAUUUCUUAAAGGUUAUUCAGAUAUUGUAGAGUAUAAUCUUACAACUAAUGAAUUUACUAAUAUCAAAACACCGGGUUAUUGUUCUAGAGCUAGUAUUUUUCCAGUUUAGUUAUAUUUAAUGGUAUUAAUGUUUUUUGGUUCAACGAGGAAGUUUUUUUUUUUAUUUUAUGUACUUUUUUUUUUAUUG
Molecule: messenger RNA, 2062 nt
Organism: Episyrphus balteatus (marmalade hoverfly)
Lineage: Eukaryota; Metazoa; Arthropoda; Insecta; Diptera; Syrphidae
Product: kelch-like protein 5
Exons: 3
Coding region: 188-1984 (598 amino acids)
Molecular function (GO): protein binding
Source: RefSeq, a predicted model, not a curated record